Larimichthys crocea (large yellow croaker) is the source of this 4115-nucleotide messenger RNA. RefSeq names its product chordin (gene chrd). The transcript is spliced from 21 exons. Lineage: Eukaryota; Metazoa; Chordata; Actinopteri; Sciaenidae. The record is from RefSeq and is a predicted model, not a curated record. Gene Ontology annotation, molecular function: BMP binding. The coding region runs from base 293 to 3148 and encodes 951 amino acids. Gene Ontology annotation, biological process: negative regulation of BMP signaling pathway; multicellular organism development; dorsal/ventral pattern formation.
GGGACGGGACUCUGAGGAGGCUGCUGGUACUGAGGAAAGACAUACUGGCUAUGUGCUGACUUCGGUAAACCUCUGCCUGACUGAAACUCGGAUGAUUUAAAACAGGAGGCUUUCAAACUAACGACAAGCGGACACUUGGAUGUAAGGAGUGAACUUACAUUUUUUUCCUUGCAAUUAGUCAACAGUGGUUUUGUGAAAGUACGGAAGAUUGCGGGACAUAUUUUGCGGAGAGACGACAGAGAGAGAGAGAGAGAGAGAGAGAGAGAGAGAGAGAGAGAGAGGCAGAUUUGGGAUGCUGUCUCCCCGCGCGCUCCGUUCCCUGUUGUGCGUGCUGAGCUGCGCGUGGCUGCACACCGGAGCGGCCUCGCGGCUCAAGUCUCCCGCUCUGCCCAUCCAGUCAGAGAGGGAGCCGCUGCCCUCCAAAGGCUUGUCAGGAUGCUCAUUCGGAGCCCGAUUCUACUCUCUGGAGGACACAUGGCACCCAGAUCUUGGGGAGCCCUUCGGCGUCAUGCACUGCGUCCAGUGCUACUGUGAACCUCAAAAAGGUCGUCGUGGCAAGGUGUUUGGGAAAGUAAACUGUAAGAAUAUCAAACAGGACUGUCCUGACCUGGACUGCGAUGAUCCCGUCUUGCUCCCAGGGCACUGCUGUAAAACCUGCCCCAAAGGUGUGGAUGACAAGAAACAGACAGACUCUGUGCUGGACAGCUUUGAGUACUUCCAUGAGAAGGGCAAAGAAAAGGAGGACGACCUCCACAAAUCUUACAACGACAGAUCUUACCUGAGCUCCGAGGAGGUGGGAGCUGGGGAGAGCCGCACUGACUUUGUAGCAGUGUUGACAGGAGUGACAGACUCGUGGCUGCCCAGCUCCAGCGGUGUCGCCAGAGCUCGCUUCUCUUUGACCAGAACCUCCCUGGCCUUCUCCAUCACAUAUCAGAAAAUGAGCCGUCCCACUAGAAUAAUCUUCCUGGAUUCAGAUGGGACCACUGCUUUUGAGUACAGAGUCCCCAAGGGACAAUCAGACAUGAUCUGUGGAGUGUGGAAGAACCUGGCUAAGCCUCUCAUACGACAGCUGCAGUCUGAGCAGAUGCGCAUCAGCAUGACGACAUCGACGAGCCGACGAGAAGAAGUGGAGGGGAAGAUCAUCAAGCACAGGGCACUGUUUGCCGAGACGUUCAGCUCCACGCUGACAUCCGAGGAGGAGAAUGCAGGCAUGGGAGGCAUCGCCAUGUUGACGCUGAGUGACACGGAGAACAACCUCCACUUCAUCCUCAUCCUUCAAGGCCUCAUCAAACACAAAGACAAAGAGCCCCCUGUGGUGCCCAUCCGGGUCCAGCUUGUGUACCGGCAACACAUCCUGAGAGAGAUCCGAGCCAACGUCACCGCUCAUGAUCCGGACUUCGCCGAGGUGCUGACAGACCUGAAUAGCCGCGAAUUGUUCUGGUUAUCUCGCGGUCAGCUGGAGAUCGCCGUGGCGACCGAGGGUCAGGAUCCCAGGCAAAUCUCUGGCUUCAUCACCGGCAGGAAAUCUUGUGACACUAUUCAGAGUGUGAUGUCCAGCGGUGAUGCAUUGACCCCAGGGAAGACAGGAGGCGUGGGAUCUGCUGUCUUCUACCUCCAUGAUAAUGGCACGCUGGACUACCAGGUCCAGGUCGCAGGUCUCACCAGUGACUUCCUCGGCCUCACCAUCGAGUUGAAGCCGCGGCGGCGAAACAAGCGCUCUGUGCUUUAUGACCUGACACCCGAGUAUGUCAAGGCUACAGGCCAGGCUCAGGGAAGCUGGAGUCGCCUGGAGGCUCGACACAUCCACAUGCUGCUGCAGAACGAGCUGUUCAUCAAUGUGGCCACAGCACACAGCCAGGAAGGAGAGCUGAGGGGGCAGAUUAAAGCCCGGCACUACAACGGACUGGAGACACCCAGAUACGACUUGCCCACUCCUCUGGCCGGCCACUUUGUGUCUCCACCAGUAAGAACUGGUGCAUCAGGUCACGCCUGGGUGUCAGUGGACAAACAGUGUCACCUGCAUUACGAGAUCGUGGUUGCCGGUCUCAGCAAGGCUGAUGACCUCACCAUGAACGCCCACCUCCACGGACUGGCUGAGAUCGGAGAAAUCAACGAGAGCACUACCACUCACAAGAGGCUGCUGACCGGCUUCUACGGCUCUCAGGCUCAGGGAGUGUUAAAGGACAUCAGUGUUGAAUUACUGCAACACCUGGACCAAGGAACAGCCUUCAUCCAGGUCAGCACCAAGAUGAACCCCCGAGGAGAAAUAAGAGGACGGGUCCACGUGCCAAACAACUGUGAGUUCGGGACCAGGGGGGACAUGGAGGGGGCCGAGUUUGACGACCUCUUUGUGAAGGACCCCGAGGAGCUGAAGAAAGACCCACAUACCUGCUUCUUUGAGAACCAGCACCACGCUCACGGCUCCCGCUGGACUCCCAACUACGACAAGUGUUUCUCCUGCAGCUGCCAGAAGCGAACUGUGAUCUGUGACCCAGUCAUCUGUCCGGUGUUGACCUGCUCCCGAACCAUUCAGCCUGAGGACAAGUGCUGCCCCAUCUGUGAUGAGAGGAAGGAGCCCAAGGACAUGAAAGCUCUGGAGAGGGUGGACGAGCAUCUUGAGGGUUGUUACUUUGAAGGAGACCAGAAGAUGCACGCCCCAGGAACCACAUGGCAUCCCUUUGUACCGCCCUUUGGCUACAUUAAAUGCGCUGUCUGCACUUGCAAGGGAUCUUCAGGGGAGGUGCACUGUGAGAAGGUGACGUGUCCGGUGUUGACCUGCAGUCAUCCUGUAAGACGGAACCCCUCCGACUGUUGUAAGGAGUGUCCGGAAGAGGACAGGACUUCUGCGGGCCUGGAGCACAGCGACAUGAUGCAGGCAGAUGGGCCGAGGCACUGCAAAUUUGGCAAGAAUUAUUACCAGAACAGUGACAACUGGCAUCCCUGGGUACCGCUGGUGGGGGAGAUGAAAUGCAUCAACUGCUGGUGUGAUCACGGUGUGACUAAGUGUCAGAGGAAGCAAUGUCCAAUACUGACCUGCAGCAACAUCACUCGCAGAGAGGGCUCAUGCUGUCCUGAAUGCCUCGAGUCCAAAGAGGAAGACGACCUGAUGACGAAAGCUCCAGACAAAAGACGGACCUUGAGACACUGAUCUGUGAGGGAGCCACGCAGACAUCAACAAAUCCUAAUCUACCCAUAGAACCCAUCCUGAUGGACCCAAACCCAGAGCUGCACACUGGGUCCCCCCCACUCCUCACCUCACCCGACACCCACCCUGUUGUCAGCUUCAGGAUUGUAAUGAACAGAGAAGAGCAGAGACGGAGGAAUAAUAAGAUGAAAACAUAAAAAAGACUUGUUAAGUGAAGGGAUGAAGCUAUGAAGAGGACCAACCAGACUUUACAAACCUGCUGCCUUCUGCUUCCUGCCUUUUUUUUUCUUCCUUUUUUUUUGUGCUGGAAACCUUUUUGGAAACUUGCUCAACAGGACAGAAAGAUGUAGAUGUUCAAACAUAACACAGCCGUUAAGUGGCUCCAGUCCAAGAGUGGCAAACCGUGGUAAGAUCGUGGAAGUUGCAUUUCGUUGACAGGACUUCUUUUUGAAGUACAGCCAUAGCUACUGUAGCUCUCACUGGAUAGAGAGCAAAGAGUUGCUUAAAAAUGUGUGUGUGUGUGUGUGUGUGUGUGUGUGUGUGUGUGUGUGUGACGAGUAAAGAAUACAACUAAUCACCAAAACAGAAACACGGUAAACUUUCUGGGUGGCACACAGUAAAACUUGGAAAGAAAAAAAAAGUCCAGCCAGUCUGCUGCUUGUGUUUCGUAGGAUUAUAUUUCCACUCAACGUCAAGUGUCAUGUGGGCAUCAGCAUGAGUGUGUGUGAUUGGGAGAGAAGCUGGUAAUGGCUGCUUGUUAUUUCAGUGUAAUACUUCAACAAACACGAGCUUCGCCUUCACCUCCUGUUGAUCUUAUAGCUCCUCUGCUUCGGUUGUUCCUAUUUCUGUUUCGAAUUAAGUAAUAUUUUAUGAAUUUUUUCUAUCAUUGUUGUUUAUGGAUAUGAAGCUGGUUUGUAUUUUGUAUUUAUUGAAUGGUGUGGAGACAAAAAUAAAAAAGAUGUUGGUAAAA